Cheilinus undulatus (humphead wrasse) is the source of this 396-nucleotide messenger RNA. Its product is annotated as calcitonin gene-related peptide 2. The transcript is spliced from 3 exons. Gene Ontology annotation, molecular function: hormone activity. The coding region runs from base 1 to 396 and encodes 131 amino acids. The record is from RefSeq and is a predicted model, not a curated record. Lineage: Eukaryota; Metazoa; Chordata; Actinopteri; Labriformes; Labridae. Gene Ontology annotation, cellular component: extracellular region.
AUGUAUCAGCUGAGGGUCUCUGUGCUUCUCCUCGUUCUGCUUGUGUUGCUGCGCUGUGUCACCGCCGCCCCAGGCCACAGGUACUUCAGCCCCAGCUCAUCCAGCGAGCAGGAGAGUGCUUUUCCAGACAGCGAUGGCUGGCUAACUGCGGGGAUUAUUUCCAACCCUUUCCUUGACCUUAUAGGUACAAGGCCACAGAGAGGGCCCACAUCUACGAAUGGCCAUCACAUAGAGAAGAGGAAGUGUAACACAGCCACCUGUGUGACCCAGAGGCUAGCAGACUUCCUGGUCCGGUCCAGUAACACUAUUGGGACUGUCUAUGCACCAACCAAUGUGGGAUCUGCCACCUACGGCAAGAGGGACGUGCUGCAGCCUCCCAGAUACCUGCCUCUUUAG